Molecule: messenger RNA, 969 nt
Organism: Fibroporia radiculosa
Lineage: Eukaryota; Fungi; Basidiomycota; Agaricomycetes; Polyporales; Fibroporiaceae
Exons: 18
Coding region: 1-969 (322 amino acids)
Source: RefSeq, a predicted model, not a curated record
AUGCCUGCCAUCGCCCCACCAUCUAUCGAAGAGCUCAUGGGCCCUUUUACAGUCUGCAUAGAUAUCGCUAUCCUGUACGUUCCUACUCUGUCCCUCCUACUUAUCCUGCCUUACUCGCGAUGCAUUGAUGCCAAGUCUGUAUGGGAUUAUCACCGCACAGACAUAUUUUUUUUGGUGGAGAUCACAGGACGACUCGAAAUUACUUCGCUCCUUAGUCGCAUCCAGACUGUGCACACACUGUUUUGCAUGGACAUAAGUUAUCACUACACGAUCGUCGACUUUGGGAACAUUGAAGGCGAAUUUCAAAUUUUCUGGAGUGCCGGGGCUAAAAUUCUCGUGGAGGUCCUCAUCCUUUUUGAUUUGGCGUACCUGGAUAUUGAGCAGAAGAUCUAUGGUGCUGAUCCCCAUACUGUCUAUCUUGCUCUUCAUGCGCAUCGUGUUCGGGUUGGCAACAGCGAGCUACCUCUUGGCACCUGGGCUGAGUUCAGAGAAUUAAAUGUAGCGUUGAUUGUAGCUACAUUUUUUACAGGGUCUUCAGGGGUUCUAGACGCACUCAUCGCUCUCAGCCAGAUUUAUUAUCUCUGGACUAGCCGUACAGGCUACCUGGCAACAGAUACUCUGGUUCGGAAGCUGAUGGCUUACAUUAUCAACACUGGUGCUUUGACGAUGUGUGUUACAAUAGCAAUCAUUGUAACGUUUUGGGCACCAGCCUUGAAGAGUAGUCUGCUCUUCGCUGGAUUGGUGGAUGUUCAGAGCAAACUUUAUGCGAACUCGCUGAUCGCUAUGCUGAACGCACGACAGGACCUUGGCCUCAAAGCUGGACGACAACAUUCUUCCAAUCUCGUCGAGAUCGGGCUUCAUAACGUGAGCCGUGGAUUGUCUAGAUCACAAAACAUUGAGAUAUUCCGUGAUACGACAGAGAUUACCGACCAUGAUUUAAGCAAGAGUAGCACGAGCGGAAAGGAUUAG